This is a messenger RNA of Plasmopara halstedii, 4386 nucleotides long. Its product is annotated as Signaling protein SWIFT and related BRCT domain proteins. The transcript is spliced from 6 exons. The record is from RefSeq and is a predicted model, not a curated record. The coding region runs from base 1 to 4386 and encodes 1461 amino acids. NCBI's taxonomy places the organism in Eukaryota, Oomycota, Peronosporomycetes, Peronosporales, Peronosporaceae.
AUGGCGGCUCAGUGGGAAACCGCACAGAAAAGGUUGCGCGUGUAUUUGAGAGAGGAUGACGAUUACAUCUGCUUUCUUGAAAGUGUUGUGACGGGAUUGGCGCGAAAACUGCGGUUCAAUCGCCGAUCGCGAGGCGGCUCGAUUGUGGAUUCCCUUGCUCUUGAUCGCUUUAUCGAGACAGCAGCACAGCUACGGCACCACCACUUAUUCUUUCAGGUGAAAUUAAAGGCAUUCACGGAACCCACAAUGAAAGGAGGGCGUUUCUCAGUUGCUCGGAAGCUGAGCAGCCUUGUGGAAAUUAUAGCUGACAUGUUCCGCAUCCUACGUGUACAUUACGUCCAACUUUUCUGCAGGAGUGAAGCAACACAAAAAGAACUAAAUUCAUUGCUAGAAAUAAAUCCGAAAGACUGGGACGGAGAUAUCCUUGAAAAGUACUUAAUGGAGCAGCAGAUCAGGUUGGAAAAGCUAGUUGAUCGUCCAUUGAAGCGCUUCAACGAGCUGAUUGAGGUUAUCGAAGCGCUGUGCAGCAUAUUUGAGGAGGAAAAAAGAAUUGGACCCGACGAUGAUGUCACAGCGAAAGAGGUCAUUACAUAUGUUUCUGAAUUAUUGAAUAUUGUAGAGGAAAGCAAGCACUGUAUUCAAAUCGCCAAGGCCGACUCACGUGAAGAGGAAGAAUUAAUUGCACUUCAAGCAUCGUUUUAUGGAGACGGGGCCGAGUUUUUUUACGACUUGUCUGCUAAUAAGGUGCUGCUUCAAGGUGAAGCCUUUUUGUCACUGGAUAUUUCGUGUCAGCUUAGCCCGAAGACUAUGUCCAGAACAAAUUCGCUUACACAGCCAAGUGUGGUCUACAUCCAUUGCUUCCAGGACGGAACGUUUGUUUGUAGCAGGCAAAACUUGUUAGAUAUGAAGUCAGGGUCUUCAUUUAUGAUUUUGCAUCGUCUGCAGCUCAAGCAAGAUGCGAUAUUCUUGGAGCAAACUCCAGCUAGUGUACCAGGGCUCGAGUCGUCAGACAAAUCACGCUCUUUAGCACUUAUUUUGCAAGACACAAUACUGCUUUUUUUUUGGCCGGAUUCGAUAGAGACUCAGCGCUGGCAUGAAACUAUUAGGGGCCUUUUGGAAAUGAAUGAAUUUCGAAUUGAUAAACUGCGGAAGGACCGAGCUUUCUGCGAUCUUCCUGUGCCCGAGAAUAUUAAAUCUUAUCUUGGAGAGACAAAAAAAACACCGACAGAGUUUGCAUCAUUUUUCGACGAUUAUUUUCCCGGGAUCUUUUGGAUGACAUGUGGAAAAGACUCGGAUUCGAGUAAGCCUUGGUGGAAUUUGGUCGAAGUCGUCUUCUAUGCUCGAUGGUUAAUAAUUUACAAGAUCAACGGUUGGAGACGGCAUUCCAUUUUAUGCCAAUUUGAUACCCAUAAACCGAUGCUGGAAAUCAGUGAACAGCCGCGAGGAGAUAAAGAGUGGAGUUUGAAUAUUUCCGAUGGAUCUUCCAGCAGCAUAUCCCUCGUGACAAAAAUGAGGACCCGAAUUGACUUUUGGUUUGAUCAGGUAUCUAAGGCUGUCGAAAGUGCCCGACUUGCAGCUCUACGAGCUAAAAAGGAGGAGAGACAAUCUCAAGAGAUCGGAAAUGUAAACACCCAUGUCGUUGAUGACAGUAGCAAGAAUGGUGUAUGCACUGGGACAAAGCGAAGGCUUAAAGUUGUACAUGACCAGGUGAAUAACCAUUUAGGUGAGAAUUCUGACUCGUUUUGUAAGUUAAAUCCAGCAAUUUCGGGCUUCAAGAAAUCAAAUGACCUUGUGGACAGUAUGUAUAGUGGGCAUGACAGUGUCACAUCAACCAUAAUUGAGAAAGAGGAACCCGAACGCCCGCUAGCCAAAAAAUCUCGGCGGUCGUCUGUUAAGUUACAGUUGCCUCACAGUAGCAUCACCCUGCCCACGGUAAAAAGUUCAAAAAGAAGGUUGGUAAAAAAGAGGAUGCAGAACCCAAAUGAAAAUGCUGUGGUGCCGGCGCAGCUGUAUAUUAUGCAACAUGCCGCGAGCAAUGCAGCUGCAGAAGAAACAAACAUAAAAAAGGUGCGGAUCAUUCUUACAGGUGUGGAGCCUACGGAGACAAUGAAAAAGAAAAUCACUUCGAUUGCUGGAGCUUCUUACGAAAACGAUAUUUACAAGGCUACACAUAUUAUCGCACCGAAAAAUCAAUUGAAACGUACUGUCAAGCUAUUGUGCGGGAUCUCGCGCUGCACACACGUCUUAGAUGCACGAUGGAUUGAUGAGUCGGCUCGCGCUGGCGGUCCUGUCUUCGAGCGGGUGCACUGCUUAAAAGAUACCAAAGCUGAAGCCAAGUGGCAUUUUGAUUUGCGAAAAACCAUGUAUGACUUUACUCCUGAGCAACGACAGCAGCUCUUCGCGGGACAAGAGGUAUUCAUCACUAACCACAAGUCUGUGCUCCCGCCUGUGGCGGAUUUGGUGAAGAUUGUCGAGUGCGCUGGUGCAGUUGCCGUUACAAAGGGCUGCGCUAAUUCGAGACAAUUGAUAAUCACUAACGAAACAGCGCUAACAUUUUGCAGCAACGCAUCGACUUUAACAAGAACCGUCUCGAGCCCACAUUGCUUUUCAAAGUUGCUUAAGAUCGGUAGCAUGGCUGGCGGCGUUUUCGAUGGAGGUUCGCCCGGGCAGGAAACUCCUUCGGGAUUUCAAGACUCCACAAGUCAAUGGUUAAGUGCCAAUGAUCGCCAACGCACUACGUUUUCGCAACCGGAACGAGAUGUAGCACAAUGCGAUAGCCAAUGUACACAAGUUUUAACUGAAGUUGAGAAUCAAUCCUUGGCGCCGAGUUUCGUUGAUACUCUGUCAGUUCGCAUGAGCAAUGAUGAAAAAGGGGGAAUAACGGAGGAAUUGCAGAUCUGUUUGCCAAAUAUUGAGAAUCAAAACGAAGCACCCGAUCAGUUAAUCGUGAAGGAUAAAGUGCUGGAUCCAACCUCGCCCGCACGCAACAUGUACUGGUCUUUCGACAAAGCGAAACUUAAUGACAGUGAUGACGAUGCCGACUCGAGUAUGUCAGACGACAUGCUAGAGCACGGCGGCUGUGCCACCAGACACCCCGCGACCGCUGCCUAUUUUCAGACUGGAAAAAAAACUGUUAUAACUUCAAAAUGGUAUGACAGGCCCCACAACCCGGAUUGGGCAUCCAGUCGCUCAACACUUCUUCACGAUUCGGACAGCAGUGGCAAUGAGACUGAGAUAGAAGCUGAACCGAAGGAGAAUUCACUAACAGAUUGUCGGAUCGCGAAAACAUAUUUGAGUCUAGAACCCGCUGAAGACAUACCGAGAUCAGGCGCCUCUCAGAGUGGGAAAUACUCGAGUCUAGCCGCGAAAUGUAGGCACAUUUCUGCAGACGCAAUAGAUCAAAGGCGGCCACUGUCGUCGCCUAUCGUUAUAUCAAAUGCAAGAUCAUCCCCUCAUGCUUUCACUUGGAAAGAUAGCUCGUCACCACAAGGUAUUUAUCCGAUAGUAAAACGAUCGCGGCUGGAUAGAGAAAGGACCCAUUUAGAUUAUUUGAACCGGGCAGAAAAUGUAUCUUCAGCGAAAAUUUGCGAAUUGAAGCAUUUGAAAGGACAUCAGCAUCAAGAAAAUAUAUCCCACGACACGCAAACGGACAAUGAUAGUCCGUCUACGAUAGUGGUAGCGAAACAAAAAGACACGUUACUGAAACCAAAAUACUCACCCAACCGGCAUUUGGUGCCUGCUGCAACCCGUGGUAAAAUGCGAAUAGCAAGCAGUCGUCUUAGAGAAAAUAGUCAGACAACUGGUACGCAAGCCAGCACUAACGUUCGAAUCGUUUUGACGGGAUUGGAGCCCACGCCUGCAGUUCUCACUAAAAUCAAAGCGAUCACCGGUGCAGUUUACGAAAGCAACAUCGUAGAUGCAACACAUCUCAUCGCUCCGCACCACCAAUUUAAGCGCACGGUAAAAAUGUUGUGUGGUAUUUCGUGCUGCAAACAUAUUCUUGAUGAACGAUGGUUAGACGAGUCAGCCCGAGCCGGCGCGCCGGUUGACGAGCGAUCGAAUUGUCUGUAUGACGAGAAAGCGGAAAAAAGGUGGCAUUUUCUACUUGAAACUACAAUGUAUGAUGUAUCAGCAGAGCAACGCCGAAAGUUGCUUGCCGGCUUGAGCGUAUUCAUUACCAAUCACAAGUCUAUUUUGCCGCCAGUGAAGGACUUGGUAAAAAUUGUUGAAUGCGCAGGUGGCAAGGCAUCGUAUAAAGGAAAACCUAUGGCUAAAGAUCUAGUGAUUACGAGUGAUGUGGCUCUAUCCGGGGCAGCUGUACGCAAACAGCUUGUGAACACCCCUCCAGAUCAGUUCUAUGACGGUCAGCUUGCGAAGUCCAAGUAA